Molecule: messenger RNA, 6318 nt
Organism: Symbiodinium natans
Lineage: Eukaryota; Dinophyceae; Suessiales; Symbiodiniaceae
Source: the annotation of a GenBank genome assembly
AUGGGGGACGGUUCGAAUGUGGGUGGGCUGCUACAGGCGACGACGCCUACGUACUAUGACCAGGGCGCGGCCAGUCAAUCAGGAUUAUCGAGAGACACAGACGCGGAGCAAAUGCCUUUUCGCGCGGUCUUGUCAGCUGUUCGUCAUGCUGUUGUGGCAUUUCAGUACUUGGUGGAUCGGCUUUUGGCGCAGCCUUUUCCUUACAGUGUCAUUCUAUCCCGAGACUGUGCUCCAUAUGACGACGCCAUCCAGGCGCGAACAGCAAUCAAUACCUUCUUAUGGGCCGAGGACCGCUUCGGUGGUUUCUUUGGCUCUUUCUUUGGUGGUGGAUUGUGGCAAAUGGAUGACUGCCAGGGCCUUGCAGGCUCAAAAGAUUUCUUCAGCUGGGACGUCUUUCACCAGCCAGGAGAUGCCUCCCGAAAGGCCGGCUCGGUCAAUAUCCUGAGUAUUAAUCUGGAGGGCAUUACGCUGGAACUAUACGAUGAAUUCUGCCGAUGGUUGGAGACAGAGACCACCAUAGCCAAUAUAGACAUCAUCUGUGUGCAAGAAACCUGGAGGCUUACGAGUGACUACGUUCUUCCGCACUGGUCGUGGCUCAGCUCUGGGGCGGAACCUGUCUCAGGACAGGGUGUUGCCGUCCUUGUGAAUACAGCAUAUGCGGACACGGCAGUCCUGAGAACCAGGGAGAUUCGAGUUGGCCGCAUUCUUCAGGUUCAGAUGCCUGUCAAAGAUGACAAACAAGGACGCCUUCUCAAUGUCGUGUGUGUGUAUGUGCCUUCUAAGGUUUCUGAAUCACAGUAUGUCUAUGAGAAACGUGCUGCUGUUUGGUCAGCGCUGGAUAAGUUUCUGACUACGGUACCAGCCCGUCAUUUCUUAUGCGUUGCUGGCGCUUUCAACACGGACCUACAACAGGACGCACCCUUUGUGGGUUGCACCUUUCAGUGGAAAGGGCACUCCCGUGCCCCGGCCAGGGACCAAUCCACCUUCCAGAAUCUGUUGCGUGCCCACUCUUUACAUGCUAUGAACACCUGGAAGCAUGAGGCGACGUAUCUUGACCACCAAGGAAGCAGAUCUCGCGUAGACUACAUCUUGACACGGUCCAAUACAGCUAAAGGCCACAAAUCUGAGACGAUGCCUCAGCUACACUUUGCUUCGUGGCGGGAGGGUAGCAGACACCUAGCCCUGAUUGGGAGGAUUGACCUCACUUCAUGGCGGAACCUCCGCUCCCGUGAGGUCAACAACUUUCAAUACGAUAAGCUUGCCUUGGUGCGUGCCUGUCAACCGGGGCCCGAGCAAGAUCGGCUGAAACAGGCGUUGGUGCCUCAUCUAUCGCUGCUUUAUUCUGGGCCCCCACCGAGUCGGGUGGAGGCACUGCUUCGUCAACUGUGCGCCGAAACCUUUCCGGCAAAGCCAGCGGCUUCUAACCUACAAUGGCAAAAUCCGGAGGUGCAGCAAGAUCUGGAGCGGACCUGGACGAAAAGGGAGCUCAAAAAGGCAAGUCGGCAGAGACGGCGGAAGCACUGGACUCAACAGCUGGAGGAGGCCGAGAAGGCACGGGAUGCUAAGGAUGCUUAUCGCUUCUUCCGUGUCAUUACGACUCUGGCCCCUAGGAAGCCUAUGGAGCGGGUUCAACUGCGAGAUGCGCAGGGAUGCAUCAUGACGCCUGAGCAGGAGGACAAGGCCUUGGCGGCCUACUGGAACACCAUCUAUGGCAGGCCCACCGUGAAACAGCGAGCCUGGACUCUACAGGAGGGAAUUUCCAUUCGCCAGGAGGAAAUCUACCAGGCUCUUCGCCAGCUGAAGGCUCGCAAGGCGGUUUCGCCGGGGCUUGCUCCGGCGGCGGCCUGGAAGGCGUUGGCGGCGGAGAUGUCAGAGUAUCUAGCUGGAUUUGUGCAGCAGCAUUGGCAACAAGGCCCGCUCCUCUUGCCAACUUCCUGGACCGCCACGUCGUUGAUCUUCUUGCCCAAGGCUGGAAAGACCAUAAAGCAGCCAAAGGACCUGCGUCCUAUUGCUCUGCAGUCGGCGGCGUCCAAGGCGAUCACGACAGUCGUGAAGUGGCGGAUUACACCAUCCUUCUUGGAGGCCAUGCGUGCUCUUCUUCAGUAUGCCUACGUUCGGGGGCGCAGUACGGUGGAGGCGAUAGCUCGAGUGGCUGCACAUUGCUCCUCUGUCAGACGUUUGGUCAAGCAACAGCCCAUGACCAUUCACGACAAGUUUGCGGGAGCGGUUUCUAAGGACUGUGUGGGAGGGGCCCAACUGAGCAUUGAUUUGUCGAAGGCCUUCGAUUUGCUGCCUCGUAGCGUGUUACAGGAAAUUCUGUCCACCACCGAUCUCACAGCUGAUGAGCAGGCGCUGAUUAUGCAGUGGCGUCAGCAGGGUCGAUAUCGCAUCCGGAGUCGCGGCAGUGCGGAAGCCCAACACAUUGACCUUCAGUGUGGUGUUCGUCAAGGUGAUGUACUGUCGCCGUAUCUCUGGGGGUUGUUCACUGCUUAUUUGGCGAAGGCCUUGGACGCUGAGAAUGGAAGCGGCUGGACUGCCAGCAGUGGCACAUUGUACGCUGAUGACAUGCACUACAGAUUGGAAUCUUCUAAGGUUGAACAUUUGCAAAAGAUGCGACAGGACGUCCAAAAUAUCUUUGCCGUUCUCCGACGACUGGGUAUGCAGGCCAAUCCGGAGAAAAGUGCAUUUCUCAUCAGUGUGCGAGGCACGCAGGCGAAGAAGUGGGUUCGGCGCUUCGUUCGGAAAGACAAGCAACAGGUGCGCCACUUUCACUUUGGAGGUGGAGCAGAUGACCGUGUGCCGGUUGCUGAGUCCUUUACCUAUCUUGGGGCGGUACUGUCUUACAACAACUUUGAACUGGAGACCAUGAAGCACAGGCUGGGGGUGGCGGCAGGCCACCAUGACAGGCUUCGAAAGAUCCUGCAUGCCAAACGGGUCCUCAGUGCUAAAGUGAGAUAUCGUCAGUGGCAGGUUAUGGUACAAACGGCACAGUUGUACGCCUUGGAGGCAGUUGGGGUUACACCGGAAGGUGCCAAGAUGCUGCAUGUGCAAACCCUGAGACAUCUACGCGGAAUCUUCGGCUCGGCUCGACAUGUGGAUGGACUCUCAGAUCAUGCGUUUCUUAGCAAGUAUGAUUUGCCAGAUAGCAUGCAUAUGGUUCGCAGGCGUAUGUGGCCAAGACCAGAACGGAGCCCAAAUAAAGAUGUGGCGAUGGCCUUUGCUUGCAGCCAGUGUGAUCUUCGCUUUGGUUCGCUGCAUGACUUGAAGACGCAUGAGGGAAAGGCGCAUGGAAUUAUCAAAGCCCGCGUAGAGGUGACCAAAAACGAGCACGGCAUCAAUGGUAUGCCAAUCUGUCGGCGUUGUGGGGAAAAGUUUUCCAAGUGGAACACUCUCUCACGACAUGUGGCCAGGCAGGGCUGUCCGGCCCUUCAGCAAGGACGGGUGGAUGCUGCGGUGAAGGCGAUGCUCAUCACUGAACAAAGGCCUGCUUUGGAGCGUCCGGACGUUGUCAGUUGCAUUAAGCAAAAGGGCUGGGCCGGUCUUCUGCAUGACAAAGCUUUAUGUGCUGAGCUCAAACAGCGCUGUGCAGUGUGUUACCAAUGGAUCGUGGCAACGAACGGGAUUCGCUCACAUAUCCGCAAAGAGCAUGGCACUUCAUUUCUGCAACAUGAGGAUCCGGUGAAGCAGGAAAUGGAGCUCUUCGGCAGUCUUCUGCCAGCCUUCGGGGGGAAGCCGGCGGAGGUGGUAGAAGGGCAGUCCAGUGCAGCGGCCAGGCCCAAAAGACGGCGCACGCAGGACGAAAGCUCCAACUCGAGCAAGGGAAAGGGUGGUGGGAAAGGUGGAGGAAAAGGGAAGAAGAAGGACGGCAAGGAUCUGCAGCUCAAGGAGGUGGUGGCCAUACUGUCCUCUCUAACUCUGCAGCAUGUGGACCAGGUGAGCCGCAUCCAGCUGGACACAGGCUUCCUGAUGACGAUGAAGAACACCGAUCAGCCGGAAUGCAUGCUCCCGGUGAUGUUCAAAAUCAGUGCGGAGUGGAAGCGCAUCAAAGCCGAGGAACCCCAGAAGCUGGACAAGCCGCUCAGGGUCACGAUGAUGGUGUGCUUGCUCAACGAACUCAAAGCCAGGGCCCUCAAGGCCAAGGACAGUGCGGAGGCGCAAAGCAAGCUGCACGAGAUGAAGUGGCUGAACGACCGGGGGGAAUGGGUCUACAUGGUCUGGAACCCGCAGUCGGAGAGCCUGGAGCUGGACGAGACCCGACCUGCCGUACCUCAGGAUGUUUUCAUCAAUCAGGUGACGGAAACCAUCUCGAUGAUAGCACAUCCGGGGGCCUUGAUGCGCUUUCAAAACGUGAGACCGCUGACGGAGGACAUGUCCGGCCACAGUGUGGCGUUCCUGAUCUACGCCAGCAACGUCUUCGGCGACCACCGGCAGCGGAGAAGCUGUCGGCAUGGCUAUCCUCAAAUUGAGGUGGGCACCAACAAGCUUCUACAGGGGCUGAGGAAACUUCAAGGCUUGGAAUCCAAAAGUCUGCACCACAUUGCAUCCCUGUUUGAUUGGAGGUCUUUGAUGCAGGGAUGGAGCAGGCCAGCUGUUCAGCAUGAUGUCACGGAAUUUCUCAUGCAUAUUCUUCGACAAGGGGAGCGCUCCUCUUGGGUUGGACAGUGGCAGUCGGGCACUUGGAUUGCCGAUCGGUAUGAGCUGGAGGACACAGGAUGGGGCUUCAUUCCGCUGCAUGUGCCAGGUGCUGAAGAGAGCUAUACACUACAGCAGUGUCUGGACUUUUGGCAUCGUCGGCCAUCGCAAAUCUGGGGCGAACAAACUGCGUGUGCUUGCAUUGCUUCCCAUGAGACUCAUGUUUGUUUUGCACUGCAGCGGUUUCGACGCAACUCAGAUGUUGUUACGCGAUACAAUGGGCACAUUUCUGUCGAACGCAGGUACAUGCUUCCUGUUCAGACGACAGAUGGAGUGCAGCUGGUUCCCUUCAUGGUUCAGGCAGCGAUCCUUCAUAUGGGGGAACGUGCAGAUAUGGGGCACUAUCGUACUUUGCUCUGGUUUGCCGAUGACGUUUCCUACCUGACUGAUGAUGGUGUCAGGGCACGGAAAAUUCGCAAGUCUGAUGCUGAGCUGAUUGAGCGUGGCAGCCAGAUCAUCCACAAGGAGGUCUUGGCCCUUCGUUAUGGCAUUGGCCGCAAGAUCGUGGGCAUCAACACCACCCUUCUGCUGGUUAUCGUGCUCUCGAUGCAGCUUCGCUUGAUCUUCCGGCCGGAUCUCCCAGCACUGAUCUCCCCGAACCUUUCCUGGACCAUUGCGGGCCACCUGUCCUGGAUGACCCUGGCCUUCGUGGUACCUCAGCUGGCACGGAGCGAUCUGUGGUUUAGUUGCUACUCGCUACUGCUGGUGGCCUACGUUCUUCCGUAUGCCGACGCCCUGGAUGGCAGCACGCGAGUGGCACUCAUCGUCUUCAGCCUCUUCCGGUUUCCCGCCGUUGUGAUGGCAAGGCGGGUGUACACGGUGCUGCUGGGCAACAUACCCUUCGCCGUGGCGCUCGCCUACCGGACUUGUACAGAGCAGAGCGAGGAGACUUACGCGGGCAUUGCGGCGGUGGUGGGCAUGGAGUGCCUGCAUCUCGUACUCCUGACCGCGGCCGCCUUUGUCUUUGAAGACUACUUGGCACGGAGAGUGGAGCUGGACAUGGAGAGAGGCAAUGCCCUGACCCAACUCAACGCGGCAAUCGCCCUGCUUCAGCUCACCUGCGACGCGGUGGUCGAGUUAGACGCGGACUUCCGUCUGACGGAGCACUCCCGGGAGCUUGCAGCCAUGCUCCUGCGGGACGGCGGCAGAGGUGGCUCCUUGCAAGGCAUGCGCUUCGUUGACCUGAUGCCGGCUCCCGAUGCUGCACAUGCGCUGACAAAGCUGUCCGUCUUCCGCAGCAGCGGCAGUGGCAGUCUGCAGGAGAGUGGGGCGAAGCCCAAACCCGGAGAGGGAGCGCGGGCACACGCCUUCCACACCCGCCUCAUGGACAGCUGGUCGACCAAAGUCCGGACGGAGGUUCUCCAGGUCAUGUACCGCAAGAUGGAUGGGCAAACUUGCCAUCUUGUCGGUCUCCGGGACUUCACAGACUCCAAGCCCUACGCUGCUGCUGCUUCACUCUCGGAUGAAGACAUGAACGACGCUGCCAGUGUCGACUCCUUUCCUGUCAGUCCGAGCUCGCGGCACAGCGAGCAAUGGCAGCCGACAGCCUUGUACCAUCGUGGGAUGCUGUUUUUGGAUGUGGAUGUGGAGCGGCUCUGCAUCAAUGCAAGCUCCGCACCCCUUAUG